Messenger RNA from Toxorhynchites rutilus septentrionalis, 2851 nucleotides. RefSeq lists its product as uncharacterized. The record is from RefSeq and is a predicted model, not a curated record. Bases 123 to 2666 code for a protein of 847 amino acids. NCBI's taxonomy places the organism in Eukaryota, Metazoa, Arthropoda, Insecta, Diptera, Culicidae. Gene Ontology annotation, biological process: positive regulation of cytokinesis. Gene Ontology annotation, cellular component: spindle pole; microtubule; centrosome. The transcript has 7 exons.
AUUGUAAACAAAACAUUAUUUCGAUCAACGGUUAUCUACUUUUGCAUUCGGAUAAAGUACGCCUUUUCCAUUAGACUAAACAAUUUCAGUGCCACGUUUCAAAACAAACAUACUUUGAAAAGAUGAGUGACAACAGUUUCGAGUUAGAUAUUACCAAAUAUAUCGCCGAGCAAAAGCGUCUGCUCGCGCUCGAACGUGAACGCUUCGCAGUGGAGAGAAUCAAAAUAUUAGAACCGGAUAGUGUUGAGUUGGGUGGAAAUUCUGCAGCCAACAAUGUGAAGGAAUCGAAAAAUGAUCUGAAUAGUAAACUAGUUCAAAAUGAAACUUGCGAUGAUAAUAAGACUGCUGAUCCACCAGAAAGUGCCUCCCACUGUGAUUAUGUAGCUCCCGAAAAUCAUGAGGAGUGUCCGAUUGAUAAACUACUCAGAAUUAAGUGCUCCAAAAGUGUCGAUUUGCCAAGUCCUAGUCAUCGUAUAGGUCCUUCUGUGAAGGACACUGCUUCUCCUAAACCGUUCCACGAGAGUGAUGGAUUGGAUCCAUUGACACCAAAUCAACAGAAGCAACAGGAUGAAAUGGAACAGUGGGUUUCGGACACCUUCUACUCAUACUUUCCUAGCUUCAACAAGAACCAGAACGAGAAGAAAUCGAUGCUGUCCCGUGCCCGCCAAGCCGACUAUCAAGAAUAUCUCAAAAAUGUAAAUCAAAUUGCUAAUGCGAUCCCUCAGGUUAUGUCCAAACACCAGCAGUACAUCGAGAAAUACGGCAACCAUCAUCCACCGGUGAACGAAAAAGGAACGAACACUCCAAAUCCACCGAGCAGUACCAAAAAAGUUACCUACCUGAGCCCGAGCGAAUACGGCGGCACGAGCGAGAAGAUGCGCCACCAGAAUCCGGUGCUGGCGAAGACGCUGGCUAGUGACACCACCAGCCAGCCGGCGGCCAGCUCGUUCAUGCGCAAAGGUAGUCCGCGUGAAAAGUUGAUACAAGAUUUGAACCAUACUGACUUGUCCGCCAUUCUCAAUACAGACACGGUCGACCGCCGGAACCGAAUGCUAGCGGAAGUAGGUGUUCCCCCUUUCAAGCAUAUGAAACCCUCAACUACUGCCACUAACACGCCCAAAAUAUUGUACACUACGAAAUUCGUCCCUACUAACGAGCGGGGAUCCCUGGUGCUAAAUGAAGAAAACAGGAGGAAGUUGGAAUAUCAAAAGGAUUUAAUCAAACAGAUCGAUGAAAAGCGAAGGGAAGUGGAGCGACUGAGAGAGAAAGAAAAGUUGGAGGAGGAGAUGUUGACGAGUCGAUUGGAGCAGCAACUCAAAACGAUGCAGCUUGAGGAAGAGUUGGAACGGGAAAAACAACGCAGCGAGAAGAUACGUAUUGCGAAUGAACAGAACCACAUCCGCCGGCUGCAGCUUCUUUCGAAGCUAGAGAACGAUCAUAAACUGUUCAAUCCGUAUGAUGAUCAGCGCAAAACACUCUCCGAAAAUGGCAAGGAAGCGUACGUGGAUCCCUCGCAGCAGAAGGCGCCCGGGGAGAAAGUAUAUCGCUUCUUCAGCAAUUCGGCCCAGAAUGAAAAGCCCUCGAGUUUCUCCUCGACCAGCUUGUCGUCCGAGAUGGGAUACGAUUCUUCCAGCGAGUCGAUGGGCUACGAUCGCUAUCAGUACUGCAAGAACUGCCGGACAGACAUCGAUCGCUCGUUUCUUCCACAAUCUCAUGGACCGAGUCGCCAUCUUCACCAGCACCAACAUCAACACAAAACUACGCCGAAGAUGCAGAGAAAAGGCGAAGAUCACUGCCUCAAUUGUCGCAAAAGGAUAGAGAAAUUGUGCACAAAGUGUGAUCGGGUGAUGAAGCGCUCGGUGAAACGGAAUCUCUGCACGAUAUGCCAGCAGUCGCUAGAUAACAGUCGCCUCCAGAGGGAGGCGCAAUUGGAACUGAAGCGACAGCGAAGCAAACUGCUUCGAUCAAUGGAAAUGCUGCACAACGACGAUGAAACUCCUGGGGGAGAUGAUGAUAGUCCUCCUCCCGUUCCGCCAUCGCCUACAAACCCGUAUAAAAUCAUUGAUAUCCAAUAUCAUGAGAGCGACAACGAUCACGAUCUAGCCGUUCUGAAUCCGGUGAUCGUUCGAAACAACUACAAGAAACCGUUCUCGCUCAAUAUCGAAAAAGAUUCGCUCUUCCAUCCCAGCAAGAAAACACAGGACCCGAAAGUUUCCGUCAACAUUCGCAACGGGGAAGUUUUUGUGGACAACAAACUGUCACCAUCGGGGACGCACAAACCUCCGCCGGACGAUACCGAUGAUUUGACCACCGACGAAAUGGACGAGCGGAUUUCCAAGUAUAUCAAGCAUUACAACACGUUGUGGAUGAAACGGGGCAUGCGGAAAAACAAUCUAAUAUCGCAGAAGAGCAACUCAACUGUGGCCACUGGAAAACUGGGCCCGCUUCCACCGCUUUCGCCAGCGAAAGUGUACGUUAGUGACCGGCCAGACAAUGUCAAGAGUGAUGCCAUGAAGGCCACCGAGAAAAAGUGGGAUAUUCCCGCCGUAGAGCGAUUGAAGGUAUCACCCGGAUCGCCUCGAGUAUUAACCCAGUUAGGUGCUAUCCGCAAGCAACUACAGCUGGAACAACUUCAGAUGGAUCAAACUUUUACUGAUAAUCAUUAGCGGCGAAACGGUUUUUUUUUUGCAAGAGAUUUAUCCGGUUCAACAAUGAACUAAUCUUCCUCCAUUUUUACAAAAUAAACUUUAGACUGUGCGAAAUAGAGAACAGUAUAUUUGUUCGACUAUAGACCACCGUUUACCAAGGGAAGAAGUUAAAUAGCAUGUAUAAUAAAAUUUGUUGAUCGAAA